GUGUGUGUGUGGGCGUCGAUGGCGGCGGCGACGUCGGCGCUCCUGUCCGCCUUGGCUGCCCGGCUUUCCCAGUCGGCCACCGCCCGCACCUACGGCAUCUUUUGCAAAGGGCUGACGCGAACCCUCCUCAUCUUCUUCGACUUGGCUUGGAAGCUCCGCAUCAAUUUCCCUUACCUGUACCUCGUGGCUUCGAUGAUGUUCAACGUCAGGCUACAGGUUCAUAUUGAGAUUCAUUAAAUUAUGUCUUUCGUUACAACCAGCAAACAUUCCACCACUUACUUUGGAUUACUACAAUGCAGAGCUUUGAGGACAGGGAAAUGAUGCCUUUCUCUCUUACCUGUAUGGCCCAGGAAGAAGAUUUGGGACACCAUCACCUGCAGCGAAGGACUAACCUAAAUCAGCAUAAGCAGAUCCUUCACCUUCUAAGGGUCCUUUUCUUACUGAAGAGCACUCAGAUGGCUAAUCAUCACUCGCAAAAGGAAUCUUUCUCUCUCAAAAUCAGAUGCUGCCCUCUGUUUCAAGCUAUCCCACUGUCUGAUAUUGGUGAAAAAGUCUUACCACAUUGGAGUAAAGUAACAAAUCGAGUCAUCGUAUCCAAGGAAUCACUUGGUUUAUUAGAGAAAGAUCUCCUGGAGAAAGUCUUUAGUCCCUUCAAGAGCACUACAAUAACUGAUUGGUUAGAGAGAGGUCAUGACUUCAUUAGUGAACCAAACAGGUGGAGAACACUUUAUACACUCUGCACAUUUUUGACUAUCAGAGCCCCAGCAUAACCAGAAGCGACAAUGUUAGAACUGGAAUUAAGGGUUGGCGAUGAAAUGCACCUUGUGUUACUUGAGAUGUUGAUUUGCAAGGAAUUUCGUUCUUCAGAUUUGAAAUUCAGCCUGGCUGCUUCAUUGGGUGAACAUCUAGUGCGGCUUAUCGGGGACCAACAUCUGUCUGUUUUUCUGAUUUACUUUAAUCUCAUGUCUUUUACCCAAUAGCUCUGAAUAUACAGAAAUACUUUCCAGUAUAAAAUAUCCAAGCAAGAAUUGUCAGGUAUCUCAGUGGUUGCUUAGCUAUAUGAUUAUUAGCACCUCAAAUCUCUGUCGUGUAAUAGUAAAUAUAAAAAAAGCAGAGUUUGGAAAUGGAAGUGCUUUCUGAAUCUGCUUAUUGAAUCUUCCUCACUUGUUAUUUUUAACAUUUUUUUCAGAAGCCGAGUACCGGAGUGGUUUUAUAAUACUCUGGACAAUCCAAAUUUAACAGCAUUACGGAGCUAAACCGACACAUAGGCCGUCAAAUUGAUUCAGUAAAACCUUCAGGAAUCCCAUUUUGCUACCACCUCUGUAUUAAUACCAGCACAUUAUCAAUAGGGUUGAAUUUGAACAGUAUAUGCCUGUGGAUUGGUUGCCAUAUAGUGUGAGCAAAUGUUUUUCAGCUUUUACUAUGUAUUGCAUUCCUACCAUGCAUAUAGGGUGGGGGAAGUUUUUCCAAAGCAUUUCUGAGCCCCCAGAAACAUUAUAUAUGAGGCAGGCUGAAAGUUUUAAGGGAAAAUGAAGAAGUGGAAAUCUUACUGAAUUAUAGUUUAUACAUGGUCCAGCAAUCCUCAUUCUCUCGGGUGCAACAACAUGCUGGUUUUGGAGAUGGGAGUCCAGUUAAACAUAUCAAGCAGGUAAUCCAAGUUGAGAAAUGCUGGUUUAGAUGCUACAGCAUUUUCAGCUGGCCUUUAGGCAAUGCAAAAAAAAAAUGCUGUUGUUUUUUUUAAAAAAACCCUCAAGAUAUGUUUGUAAUGUUCUGAAGGCCUAAUCGAGUAGCCUUCUAUAAAAUGAUAGUUGGCUAUAGCUGUUUUAUAAUUAUCUCUAUUGCUAUCUGUAUUCACGUGCAUAAGGAUAGGCUAAGAUACCUUUUAGGUACUGUUACCGGAUUUAAUAAAGAAUUGUUACACAUAAGGCAAAUAUUUUGAGUCAAAAGCCAAAUGCCUGGUUUCUAUCAUAGGAUAAAUAAAGGUCAUUUUUCCAUUAUACCUUCUGACGAUGAGGGAUGUAGUUUCUCUUGAAUAUUGAAUUAUAGUCUAAAAUAUAUUUACAUUGGAAGUAGUGGCCUUGCCAAUCCUCAGUAGCAUCAGUGCUUUAAAAAAGCUAUGUGGGUGUUUCCAGCUACCAAAACUUCAGAAUUUGGAUGUGCAGCCUGCAGGACCUUUGAAUCAUAAAACAUUGUAGGUAUACUAUGGUGUUUGCAGGUGUCUUGUAGAAAGAGUAGUAGAACUUCAUGACCCUUUAAAGAUUCACCAUUUUAUUAUUAAAGAUUCACCAUUUUAUUAUACAGGCAUUCUUGAGACUGCAGCUGAUGAAGUGACUUAUGUGCAAAAGUGCAUGCGAUAAUUAGCUUAUAACACAGAAAUCUUUAGCGCAAAGCUAAGGUUAGCUCUUUUCCCUCAAUAGGUUGCUAUGAUGAUCCAUUUUAAAUGGCAAUGCUAUGUAGUACAUUAAUAGUGAGGUUAAGAUUUCAGAGAACAAUAUUCUUUCAAGCCAAGGGGAUUUCAACCUAGUUGUAGAACAAUUCUUAAACAGUACAGUUCUUGAAUAUUUCAAGUUUCCUAUUUCUAAAAUCUUUUCCACAAGCUUACAGGAGUCAUGUUCUGAUAUUUUCCACCUGUGAACAAUGUAUAUGCAUCACUUUCUAGUGUGUUUUAAAAAGGAUUUUGAUGAGAAAGUUAUGCAACUCUUUUAAUCAAGUUCCCUAUUGCUUUGUGUUAAACUCCUAAAGAAUUGAAACAUUCCAGCUGAACAGAAGGAAAUUUGGAUUUUGCCAUCCAUAUCAAUACAUCCACAACUUUGUGUAGCUUGAUAAGGUUUACAUUCAGCCUGAUUCUCUGACAUUUGUUUCAUAUUUUCUAUCGGCAAAAUUAGCAUGCUAACAAUAAACCAGAAUCCAGAGAUCUUGACUGAUACAAAUGAAAUCAUGCUUAAAGAAACGUCUUCGAGAUUAUGGCUAUUCUGAUUUAAAUAUAACUAUCGUCUAUGUAAAAGUUUUCCAAUGUCUGAAAAAGCUUAUAUUUCAUGUACCUGCAUUUCAAGGAUGAAGCUGAAAUUGCCUCAAGAUC
Messenger RNA from Protobothrops mucrosquamatus (brown spotted pit viper), 3079 nucleotides. RefSeq names its product small integral membrane protein 10-like protein 2A. The record is from RefSeq and is a predicted model, not a curated record. Lineage: Eukaryota; Metazoa; Chordata; Lepidosauria; Squamata; Viperidae. The transcript has 2 exons. Bases 19 to 237 code for a protein of 72 amino acids.